AUGACCCCUGCCCUGGCGGCCACGGGGGCGCGGACCCCGGGCAGCGGCGGCCUGGUCGGGGAGCCGCCCCCCGCUGCCCGCCUGUCCUCGGCGGGCGCCGCCUUCAUCCUGCUCAAGUCCGCGCUGGGCGCCGGCCUGCUGGCCUUCCCCUGGGCCUUCCAGAGGGCCGGCGGGCUGCUGCCCGCACUCCUGCUGGAGCUGGUGUCCCUGGUCUUCCUGGCCAGCGGGCUGCUCACCCUGGGCUACGCGGCGGCCGUCAGCGGCCAGACCACCUACCAGGGCGUGGUGGCCGCGCUGUGUGGCCGGGCCGCGGGCCGGCUGUGCGAGGGCUGCUUCACGGGCAACCUGCUCCUCAUCGCCGCCGCCCUCCUCAGGGUCGUGGGCGACCAGCUGGAGAAGCUGUACGGCGCCCUGCUGCCCGGCGCCCCGCGGCCCUGGUACCUGGACCAGCGCUUCUCCCUGGGCCUCGUGGCCCUGCUGCUCCUGCCACUGUCCGCCCCGCGCCACAUCCGGGGACACACGCUCAGCAGCCUCCUAGGCACCCUGGCCGCCUGCUACCUGGCGCUGCUCACCGUGGCCCAGUACUACCUGGGGCCCCCGCGGGCCCUCCCGCAGCCCCGCCCCCCGCCCAGCCCCGGCGUCUCGGCCCUCGCCGUCUUCCCCACCAUCUGUUUCGGCUUCCAGUGCCACGAGGCCGCCGUGUCCGUGUACAGCAGCAUGCGCCGCCGUGACCUGCGCCACUGGGCCCUGGUCUCGGGGCUGUCCCUGCUGGCUUGCUGCCUCAUCUACUCCCUGACAGGGGUGUUCGGCUUCCUGACGUUCGGGGCCGAGGCCUCGGCCGACAUCCUGCUGAGCUACCCGGCCAGUGACCCGGCCGUGCUCGCGGCCCGCGUCCUCUUUGCGGCCUCCGUGGUCACCGUGUACCCCAUCGUGCUCUUCCUGGGGAGGUCGGUGCUGCAGGACUUGUGGGGGAGGAGCCGCUGCCGGGCCCUGGCUGACCCCCUGAGCACCGCCGGCCGGGUGCUCCUGACCGCCCUGUGGGUGGCCGUGACGCUGGCCGCGGCCCUGCUCCUGCCCGACCUCGGCGACAUCAUCGGCGUCAUCGGGGGCCUCAGUGCCUUCUUCAUUUUCAUCUUCCCAGGUCUGUGCCUCAUCUGUGCCGUGGGCCACGAGCCCAUUGGACCAGGAGCCCGGCGCGGCCUGGAGGCCUGGGGGGCCGUGUCGGUGCUGGCCGGGGCCUUCAUCUUCGGGCAGAGCACGGCCGCGGCGGUGCUGGAGCUCGUCUGAGGGGGACGGACGCCCCAGCCACGGGGGACAGCAGACCCUCCCUGGGACCCCCCCGCGCCCAAGACCCUCCCGGGAGCCUGAGCACAUGCCAGCAGGCAAGGAGGCAGGAAGGCGGCAGGACCCGCGUCGGGGCCCGUGCCCAGCAGUGGCCAGGGCAGCGCGAGGACGCAGGGAAUUGGCCAGGGCUGGGAGCACCCACACUGUCAGGCCGCUGCCCGCCGGGCCCCACAGCAGGGGUGCCUGAGCUGACCGCCCUCGGCUCCCUCUCCCGUCCCGGGCCGGGCCGUGCCCGUGUGCCCCGACACAGCUGCUUUCACCCGCUCCUGGAACCCCCGCCCCGCUGAGCUGGCAGGUGCGGGCGUGGCGGACAGCUCAGGCUGGGCACCAGGCCGGCCCCGAGGGCCUCCCUGCUCACCCGAGGCCUUGCUGCUGUCCUUCCCCCCAGCAAGGGGCACUGGGGGCGCCCAACGGGGUGGCCCCGAGUCUUCACAUCACUGGGGGUGGCACUGGGUCCCCUGCACCCUCUCCGGGCUCUGGGUUCAGGAGGCGGCAGGGAUGCCCGCUUGCUGUGUGACCUCUGGCACCUUGCUGCCCUCUCUGUGCCUGCUCUGGACCGGAGGGAGCAGACCUGGGGGCGCCGCCCGCUGUUGGGGUCAGGAGGGUUCCUGGCGUCACUGCCUCGGCCCUCCGGGCAGCUCCUCCUACUGCCACCAGGGGGCGCUCGGCCUCCAGAGAGGAGCUUAUCCACCUCCCAGAAGGGAAACUGAGGCCGGGGGCACAAGGGCACACCUGGCAGGAGUCACAGGAGUCGGCCCACUGCUCACCCGACGCCUUCACCGGGGUCCCAGCCACCUGCUCCAGCCUGACCGCCCACAGCCAAGCCCCCGGACACCAGCUGCU
Messenger RNA from Sorex araneus (European shrew), 2187 nucleotides. RefSeq names its product solute carrier family 38 member 8 (gene SLC38A8). NCBI's taxonomy places the organism in Eukaryota, Metazoa, Chordata, Mammalia, Eulipotyphla, Soricidae. The transcript is spliced from 10 exons. The record is from RefSeq and is a predicted model, not a curated record. The coding region runs from base 1 to 1287 and encodes 428 amino acids. Gene Ontology annotation, biological process: amino acid transmembrane transport. Gene Ontology annotation, molecular function: amino acid transmembrane transporter activity.